Molecule: messenger RNA, 303 nt
Organism: Aspergillus homomorphus CBS 101889
Lineage: Eukaryota; Fungi; Ascomycota; Eurotiomycetes; Eurotiales; Aspergillaceae
Exons: 2
Coding region: 1-303 (100 amino acids)
Source: RefSeq, a predicted model, not a curated record
AUGAAGCUCACUCUUGUUUUCACCACUCUCCUCUCGGCGUCGUCCGUCUACGCUGUCUCCCAGAAGGUCACACAGGCAGAAUACAAUGACUGGGAGCACUGCCUCACCGAGAUGCUGGGGCGCUUUGACCAGGGAGAUUCCGGUGACGGGCCGACCUGUGAUUACUGGACCUGCCUGCACGGUCAGGCCAGCAAGUACGGCCGCGGUGGUAUCCUAACUGGUACCUCCAAUGCUUUGACAGCCGUCUGCGGGGUCGACAACUUGGCCAACCACGUUGCCGGUUGGUUCGGCGUUAAAAUCUAA